This is a messenger RNA of Enhydra lutris kenyoni (northern sea otter), 1395 nucleotides long. Its product is annotated as leukocyte specific transcript 1. NCBI's taxonomy places the organism in Eukaryota, Metazoa, Chordata, Mammalia, Carnivora, Mustelidae. Gene Ontology annotation, biological process: dendrite development; cell morphogenesis; immune response. The record is from RefSeq and is a predicted model, not a curated record. Gene Ontology annotation, cellular component: membrane. The transcript has 4 exons. Bases 692 to 1033 code for a protein of 113 amino acids.
AAAAAUAAAUUUUAAAAAGAGCGUUGCUUUAAAGGAAAAAAUACAUAUAGGAGCUGAAAGGGACCUUAGCCUCUCCACUGCCUGUUGACUCACUGAGAAGGGAUGGAAAUGAGCAUUACCUCCCUUCCUCCAUAGAGUGUAGAUGGAAGAGUGAUAGGGCAUGGCCCCACCUUCAAAGAGCUUGCUGUCUAGAGUGAGCCCCAUCUAUUUAGCAGGUGCUGACUACAUGUUUUGGAAUAAAUGAAGGAAGGACAAAUGAAGGCAAAACAAAGCAGCAACAAAUGGUAUGGUAGACAGUGCAGUGAGAGAAAAGACCAGGUCCAAGGAAGUUGGAGGUGGUCUCAGAUCAUGUCCCCUUCUUGAUGACAUCUCUGCGAUUAGGUAAUAAUAAUAAUAACAACAUAUAGCUAUUGUACAAAUAGCACUUAGCAAGUGCUUGCCUCUAAUCUACACACUUUAUAUAUAAUAAUUCUUUUUUUUGAAAUAUAUAUAAUAAUUCUUUUAAUCCUGACAAAAACUCUAAGAAGAGACUGAGGCACAGAGAGGUUAAGGAAUUUAUAGAAGGCUGCACAGUAGUGGCAGAGUCAGGAUUUGAACCCAGGCAGUCUGGCUCCAGAACCUUGAUCACAAGACAGCUUUAAAAAAAACAAAAAAAAACCCCUGAGUGCUGACUUCAGAUUUGUGCAUUUUAAUGUAUGUAAAUCUUGCCUUCCUCAGCCCCCCAAAAAAGAAAUGGGGAAACAAAAGCUGGACUCGAGUCACUGAUAAGCAUGAGCUAUGUCUUUACCUAAAUGGUGGGAGCUUGGGGUUGGGAGGGCUCCUGCUCCUGGCUGUGGUCAUUGUGUCCACCUGUCUGUGUCGGCUCCAUCGGAAAGUGAGGAGGCUGGAGAGGAGCUGGGCCCAGCUCUCGGAGCAAGAGCUCCACUACGCAUCUCUGCUCCCCAUCCCCGGCAGUGAGAGGCCCGACCCUGGCCACAGGGAAGGCACCAAGGAGGACCCCAGCACCGAAUAUGCCUGCAUCGCCAAGAACUAAGCCACCAGAGCUUCCCCCAGACGCCUCCCUGAACUCAGGCCGACCCUGCGGUCCACCCAGUAAACACUGUGUCUCGCCAUCUUCUGUGUCUCAGGCUUCUCAGUGCAACUCAGCUUCGUGCCAUUCCACAGGGCCGCCAUCAACACUUACAUGACUUAUCUUCCCACCCGUUCUGGGGCUGAGUAGGAAUUUCUCAGGGAAAGAAAGGUGUUGAAGGACCAGGCUCUCCUGAAGGCCAGAAAGAGCCCACACGUGGGCCUGGCUGGAAUGGGGAGCUGACAUGUAAGGGUCAGAUCUGACACUCCCCAGUUCUCAGGAGAACUGUUUUUUUUGUUUGUUUGUUUUUUCACUUUGUUUUUUGU